CAAAGAGUAAGGCCAGAUAUCAUUCUAGGUACAUGUAGGCUUAUCAGAUCUGAGCCAAGGUUCAUGAUUCGUAAUAUCUAGAACAAACCACUUUUAUUAUGGAAAACACUUUAGGAUUAGUAAUUUUAUUUUGGACCGUGUUCCUAGGAGGAAAUGCACAGAAUUACUGCAAAGAUGUAGAUCCAACAGCAUGUGGAGUAUUCAAAACGGCAGACCCUAAAAUGUGCGACAAUCCGUGUUUGGCAGAUCUCUGUAAAGAUACAUGUGGAUUUUGUCCAUUAAUGUGUUACCACUGUGAUAGUGUUGCCAAACCGGAAGACUGCAGUAUCAAAGUCCAAUGCAGUUCAGCUACAGAGAUCUGCAUUGCAACCCAGAGAUUUAACACACAACUUCAGCCAGUGUUUUCCUCUGGGUGUGUUAACAAAGCGGUUUGUGCGACGUUAUUUAACUACGGUGGUACUACGGGGAAACGUGCUUACACAUUACACGGUGGAUGUUGCGCUACAGAUCUGUGUAACGUACAUGAUCCCGAUGGUAACUUUACAUCAUCUGAUACAGAAUUUAAUGCUGAUGAUGCACAAGACCAAGUUGUUCAAGCAGAUGCCAAUAGUUCUCCAGAUACAUGUGAAGAUUUCGACCGUAACAAUAUUGCUUGUGGUAUACUUCAUAAACAAGAUCCUGCUAUUUGUAAGAAAGACUGUAUUGGUAGAAAGAUAUGUCCAGAAACCUGUGGUACUUGUGUUCGCUGCAAAACGUGUCCAGAGGUUGAUGAUCCAGCCCAGUGUAAUAAUAUUACAAUUUGUAAGAAAUCACAGUCCUGUUUUUCUCGUAACAAAUUGCGUAGCGAUUUUACCUUGGCACAUGAACUUGCCUGUAUGGAUGAUUUUAUAUGUCACGCCUAUUUCGGUGGAAUAGUUGAUGUUAAAAUGGGUAAAAGACAGCUUGGUGGUAAUAUAAGGAUUGGAGGGCAAUGUUGUAAAUCUAAUGUAUGUAAUGCAAAUGGGAUGGUAUCACCAACAGGACCGACAAUUGGUUAAAAUCUACAAAACAUCGGAUAAUGUUAAUAAUAAAUUUAUAAAUUAAAA
Mytilus trossulus (common blue mussel) is the source of this 1085-nucleotide messenger RNA. RefSeq lists its product as uncharacterized. Lineage: Eukaryota; Metazoa; Mollusca; Bivalvia; Mytilida; Mytilidae. The record is from RefSeq and is a predicted model, not a curated record. Bases 99 to 1037 code for a protein of 312 amino acids. The transcript is spliced from 9 exons.